CAGACAAGUUGCAGCAGCAGACGGUGCAGCAGAAAUGAGCUCCAUAGCCGCGUCGCCGGUGCCCGCGGCCCAGCGCUGGUCGCAGCCUAGCUGUGGGGGCUGCCAGGUCAACGCAUUGGCUGUGGCCCUUCGAAUCUAGAGGGGGUAAAGGUGACCAGCUAAAGCCGAACGUGAGAUUGAAACGAUCUAACAAAGCUAACGAUCAACCCUGCUCAUCAGCGUCCCACAAAUUGCAACGCCUAAAGUCGCUGAGCCGUAAAACGUCCGCCUGCAGUCGCUGACAAUGCAGUCGAGAGCCUCUCUUCCGCUGCUGCUGGUGGUGCUGCUGGUGGUGCUGCUGCUGGGGCAGGCAGAGGGCGAGCUGGCCUCCAGUUCUGGACUUGAUGCACCACAGCCGGCACGCGGGCGCAUCAAAGCGAAAGCGGAAAACAUGUCCACGCUGGCAUCCAGCACGGGCGAGAGCUUCAACAUACGCCACGGCCGUUCCCGGGCGCACAUGCUGCACCCCAGCACCAGCAGCAGCAACAUGAACAGCACCCGAUUGACUCUGGUCAGCGAUGUUGGCAAGCCCGCUGCGCCGGCAACGCCAAUGCCGCCCACACAGCAGCCGGACGGAGGCGGGGCGCCAGUCACGCAUAAAAUUCGCAAAUUGCACAAAAAGAAAAUCAACGAGAGCAUACGGAAGAGCGUGGACAAGAGCCUGGGCCUGGUGCGAACGGUCAAGAAUCAUCGCAGCCUGGCCGAGGCCGAGCACCUCCAGGGGCGGCCCACAGAUGUCGAUGAUGGGGACGAAGAGACGGCGGCGCUUAGUGAGAUUAUGCAACUGGCUGACGAGAUUGAUUUGGAAAACUCAUUAGAGUCAGCUUAUCCGAAUGCUGUGGCCGUCGAGCCAACGAGCACGCAGCCGACCACGGAGAUUGCAAGGAGUCCAGGUGCUGGGGCAGCAACGGCAACGGCAGCAAUGGCAGCGCCAGCAGCUGGCCGGCAAUUUGUGCGUGCCAACAGUGAUGAUGCCAAUUAUGAGGACAGCGGCGAGAACGAUGAGCUGUCAACCACGGAAAUGGCAACAUUUGCGCCUCGUCAGCCAGCCGCAAAUGGAGCGAAGAGCUGGCAGCUGCAACAGACCCGAGUCCUGGGCCGCACCCGACUCCUGCCCGUCAACCAGAGCAACAGCCGGCCAUUCGCUCUCAAUGUUAAUGCGCCCCUGAGCAGUGGAGCGAUGGAUUACCAACUUGAGGUCGCCGAGUCGCGCAGCGCUGACAAUGACGAAAGCGGAGAUGGCUACGAUGCCGAUGAUGAGGAUGUGGCGCUGGAUGAGGCGACAGCUGCGGCCCACGAGGCUGGCAACAGCAGCGUCUACAGCGCUGCCGAGUGGCCGGAAGCGGAGAGCGGGGUGAGGUCCCAGGCCAUCACCAGUCAGCAGGAUAGAGAGGGUCUGGUUGUCAAGCAAAUCAACUUUAAUUUGGAGUCCGAGUCCGGAUCCGAGUCCGGUCCCGAGUCGGAGGUGGAGUCGGAGACGGAGACGGAGACGGACAGCAUGUCCGUGCUAGACACUUCAGAGGUUACCAUGGACGACGGCUAUCCGCCGGAGGUGCUCAUUGACGACAAGACAAAGCCACUGGUUAUCGGCGAUGUGGAAGGCGAUGGCGUGGACUCCAAUCAGAUAACGGCCGAUGUGAUAAAUGCGCGCGAUAGCAAAAUUGACUUGGUAUCCAAGUUUCUGCAGUAUAUCGAACAGCAGCAUCUGAUGGGCUCCAACUGCGUGGCGGGCACAUCGCUCAAUCUCGGCGAGGGCGUGGUCGACCGCUAUGCACAGGAUCGAUUUCGUGUGGAGGCCGAGGUGGCCGUCAAUCGGGCCAACAUGCUGACCAGAAUCUUCAAGACGACGGCGCACUCGGUGCAGGAAGAUGUCAACUUGCUGCACGCCUCGGUGCUGUCCAUGGUGGAGUUCGACGAUGAUAUAUUUGCGGCGGGCAAUUGCUUCGAUUGGAACGAGCAUCCAGCUCAGCCGGGACUCUUCUGUCCGUUCGCCUACCGCCUGCCGCCGCCGAAUCUGGGCGCCGUGCUGGCCAAGGAUCUGGCCAUGGAGUACCACUACCUGGGCAACACAUCCGAGUGGUUCUUCCUCGCACGCAAGAACGCCGAGCGAGUGAUAGCACGCAACGAGCAGUACCUGAAAUCAUUUCAUCUGUACUCGAACCGGACCGAGGAACGCGUCGAGGACGACACGCUGGCCGUCAAGUACGAGGAUGGCAGAUGGUCGAAGCCCUAUUACGACUGCGGCGGCGGCAACAUUUGGAUGCUGACCUACACGGUGCCGUUCUUUGGCUACGAGAAUGGCAGCUAUCACUUCAAGGGCACAUCUGGCAUCGAUAUCGACUUGCGGCGCGUGGACAUCGACCAGUGCCCGCAGCGGCACACGCCGGGCACCAAGCGACCGCUGAACAUCUUUGCCGGCACCGACAAGUGCAAACAGCGCACCACCAUGUGCGAGGCCAUUAUGGGACUGGGCUUUCGGCGCGGCUCCUACAAGUGCCUCUGCCGCAAGGGCUUCUACUUUCCCGACGUCGCCUCGCAGCACAAGUUCUUCAACGGCAGCCUGCUGGAGGAGGAGUACGAGAAACUGAUGCUGGGCAAAAACUCCACGUACAACAGCAACAACGAAUACGAGUGCCUGCCCUGUGCCGAGGGCUGUGAUUCCUGCGAGGACGCCUCACCCUGCAUCGCUGCCCUCAACUGGCCCAUGCGCUCCAGCAUCCUGGCCCUGGCCUGCAUUGUCAUCGGUCUGCUGCCACCCGCCGCCUGGUUCACCUUUCGCUAUCAACAAGUCAAGGUGGUGCGCGCUGCCAGCCCGGCCCUGCUGCGGGUCAUCGCACUGGGCGCCUUCUUCAUCUAUUGCACGAACAUCGUGAUGUACCCGAACCCGAAUCUCUACACGUGCACGGCUCGCAUCUGGCUGCGCGAGAUUGGCUUCUCCCUGACCUACGGAGCUCUGAUGCUGAAAACCUGGCGCAUUUCGGUAAUAUUUCGCGUGCGCUCGGCGAAGGCCGUCAAAAUCACGGACGCGGCGCUGCUGAAGCGGCUGGGCAUCAUCUGUGGGGCCAUUGGGACCUGCUUGCUGGUGCGCACCCUGGUAUCGCCACCGGACGUAGUCGUAGGCCGCACGGCGGACGACCUGAAGGCGUUUCUAUGCAAAACCGAUUGGUGGGACUACACAUUCACCUCGAUGGAAGUUCUGUUCUUGGCCUGGGGCGUCCGGCUCUGCAUUAUGGUCAGGAAGGCACCAUCCGAGUUCAACGAGAGCCGCUUCAUCUCAAUGGCCAUCUACAAUGAAUUUCUGCUCACCUGCUUCCUCAAUGUGUCCAUGCUCUUUCUGCAAUCGCCGGCCAAUCCAGAUUUGCUCUACAUCAUCUUCUUCUGCCACACGCAACUGACUGUGACGCUGCUCCUCGCCCUCAUCUUUGGCAGCAAGGUGUACAUUGUGCUGCGCAGCGGUAAAUCGCAUCAGGAGAACAUUGGCAUGGGCGCCAAGGCAUCGGGUGCCAAAUUCAAUUUUCGACCACAGGUGCGCACCUUCGCCCAUCCCAGCUCGAUGACAACGUCCACGGUGCCAGCAGCUGGCACCACCUCGGCGGAGACCAAGCUGUCCGACCAGGAGGCGCUCGAGGAGAUACGCCAGCUGAGCAUGCAGCUGCAGCGCAUCCAGGACAUGGCCCCACCCAAGGGCGUCGCCGUGAUGACCAUAUCGAGCCUGCUGGACGGCCUGAAGACGCCCGGCGGCAUGAUGAUGGUCGCCGCUGCCGCCACGCACGCAUCCACCGGCCAGGCGACGGCGGCCGCACGCCAAACGGCGCUGCCCCUGCUCACGCUCAAUGCCGAGAUGCAGAAGUACAAUCAGCAGCUGCAGCAGAACAACAAUGCCAAUGGCAGGGCAGCAGCAUCUGCGGCGACGGCACGUGGCAGCAUACCCACCAUGGUCCUGGAGACGCCACCAUCCUCGGCCACGCCCACGCCGACAACCGCCUACGAGGAGCGGUCAAUGAACACGGAGCUAACGGGCGACGAUUUCCGCGAGCAGCUGCUACGGCGCAGCGCCGACGGCCACAUCAUCUGCAGUCGGUGCCUGGACGCGUCCAAGGAGCACUACUACUGCUGCCCGCCGCGCACCGCCUGCGAGGAGCUCGGCUCGCCCCAGCAGGAGGGCAGCCUCAGCUUCGCCAACAUCAAGCUGGACUGCAUGUGCUCGCAGUCGGAGGACCUCGACCAAGCGCAGCGCCGGCGGCCCGCUGUGCGCACCGCGGCCACCAAUACGCCGCCCACCAGCUGCAAGCGCGGGCCGCGCAACCUGCUCGAGGCCGAGGUCAGCAUUUCGUAUCAAAUUUGUGAUAACUGUAGAAGUAAGUAUAGGCUUAGCGACAAGCCGCCUCCCGCCGGCCGACGGCGCAGCGGCAGCUGCACCCAGCCCGCGCCCCAGCCGCUCUCCGGGCAGGCGCGCAGCAGCGAGCUGCUCGACCGCGCCGAGGUGGAGGUCAGCAUCGCUGUGACCCAGGUGGCUCGCUCCACCGACGACAUUGCGCUGUACAAGGCAAAGCCUGCCAGUUCCGGCGGCGGCGGCGGCGCCGCUGAUAGCGAUAUUGAGGCCGUGGCACAGCCAACGGCCGAGGCGACCAGGUCGCUGGGCAAUGUGUCCAAUGCAUCGAACAAUUCCACUAGCCAAACGGACAAGACGAGCGGCAGCGCCGGCACCGGCCGACCCAAGCGGCCCGACAAGCUGGUGCUCGAUCUGAACGAUCGAUCCAAAUAUACCAAGGAGGUUUCUGUAUAGAGAGAGAGGAGAGAGAGAGAAAGAGAUGGCAUGUGUUCUCUGAUUAAAAGAUUCCAUUGAUUAGUUUAUGAUUAUGUUAUGAUAUUAAAUAUUGAAAGACUUUAUGAAAUUUAAUUGUACUACUAUAGCAACUAAUCAACAAAUCCAUAUACAUAUGCAUGCAGGCAUAUGUAUAUAUAGCUAUGUACAUACAUAUAUUAUGCGCUAAAGCCAAUAAUCGAGAGCUAAAACGCCUGAUUUCAGUGAAAGCCAAAAGCCACGUUUAGCCACGCAAAACGAGCGCAAAACAUUUGCAACAAUAAUGAGCCCCAAAUGUUGUCAAUAUUUUGCACAAACACAACACACACACACACUCACACACACCUACAACUGUACAGAGUUAAACAAGCAGCGUUGCCAUUUUGUUGUAAAUCAUGUGUUUUAGCAUCAAUUGAAUUUGAAUUUCAAGUAGAAAUCACAGAAUGAUUUAGCUAAGCCGCUUAACUAAACGAAAACGAACUUAAGAGCAGCAAAAUAAUUAUAAAUUAAAGUAAAUUAAAUUAACCAGAAACGUGCAAUAUAUGUGUGUAUAUAAAUAAAUAGUUUAGAGCUCGUGCUACUUCUAGUUGUAAACUGUAAAAUAAACAUAUCUCUGCCAAAAAGAAAUUCAAGAAAGUAAUAAUAGAAACGUAUAUAUAUAUAUAAAUAUAUAAAUAUUGUUAGCCCUCAGAGCUUAGUUUAAUUGUAGCUAAUAAUGCAAAAUUACUAACGAUUGCCCCUAAAAAAUAAUACACGCAUAAAUGCAUACGAAAAUAACCAAAAAA
This is a messenger RNA of Drosophila navojoa, 5628 nucleotides long. RefSeq lists its product as uncharacterized. Gene Ontology annotation, cellular component: membrane. Gene Ontology annotation, molecular function: G protein-coupled receptor activity. Gene Ontology annotation, biological process: G protein-coupled receptor signaling pathway. NCBI's taxonomy places the organism in Eukaryota, Metazoa, Arthropoda, Insecta, Diptera, Drosophilidae. The record is from RefSeq and is a predicted model, not a curated record.